Molecule: messenger RNA, 4005 nt
Organism: Trichechus manatus latirostris (Florida manatee)
Lineage: Eukaryota; Metazoa; Chordata; Mammalia; Sirenia; Trichechidae
Gene: THBS2
Product: thrombospondin 2
Exons: 25
Coding region: 1-4005 (1334 amino acids)
Biological process (GO): cell adhesion; negative regulation of angiogenesis
Cellular component (GO): extracellular region
Molecular function (GO): calcium ion binding; protein binding
Source: RefSeq, a predicted model, not a curated record
AUGGCCCUCAGAUCAGAGCGCGUCACCUCCUACAGGAAUUCUAGCGAGAAGGUGGAUCUGCAGGCUGCGUUCUGUGCUUUAGACACAACACAGCAGCCCCAGACAGAACAUGGCACCCUGGGUGCUGCCCGCCCAGAACCGAAGCCUGUGCCCAGCUGGCUUCUCGUCUUUAUCCUGCAAAGUCGCACGGCCAACUGUCCCUCUAACCGAGAGAAGGAGCUGGUGACGGGCUGCUUCCUGCUGCUGUACCGGAGCAAAUGCUGGGAUCGGGAUGCGGAUGAUGUCAGCCCUCCGAGGGAUGUAUCAAGCGGCGUCCCCUGUGUCUGGCUGACAAGAGGCGCAUAUAAGGGAGGAGCUGCCUGCAGCACCAGAGCCGGGCCAUGUGCACAGAGGGGCCGCACUGAGCCUUCCCACUCCUCGGCCGUCAGUCCUUCUGGACUUGCUUCGGGACGUCGGUCAGUCAUCAAGAGACCAGGAGGCAGGAUGUUCUGGAGGCUGGCCCUGUUGGCUUUGUGGGCGUCUUCCACCUUGCUUGCUGCUGACCGAGAUGAUGGUGCUUCCUUCAACCUUUUCAGUAUCAGCAACAUAAACCGCAAGACCAUUGGUGUCAAGCAGUUCCGAGGGCCUGACCCCAGCGUGCCGGCAUACCGGUUCGUCCGUUUUGACUAUAUCCCGCCGGUGAAAGCUGAUGACCUCAGCAAGAUGGCCAAGAUGAUGCGACAGAAGGAGGGCUUCUUCCUGGUGGCCAGCCUGAAGCAGGACCGCAAGUCCCGGGGCACCCUGCUGGCCUUGGAGGGCCCGGGCACCGCACAGCGACAGUUCGAAGUCAUCUCCAAUGGCCCGGCCGACACGCUGGACCUCAUCUACUGGGUGGAUGGGAUGCAGCACGUCAUCUCCCUAGAGGAUGUGGGCCUGGCCGACUCCCAGUGGAAGAACAUCACGGUGCAGGUGACGGGUGAGACCUACAGCCUGUAUGUGGGCUGCGACCUGAUGGACAGCUUCACGCUGGAUGAACCCUUCUACGAGCAGCUCCAGACGGAGAAGAGCAGGAUGUACGUGGCCAAAGGGUCCUCCCGGGAGAGCCACUUCAGGGGUUUGCUUCAAAAUAUGUACUUAGUUUUUGAAAAUUCUGUGGAAGAUGUUCUAAGCAAGAAAGGGUGUCAGCAAGGCCAGGAAGUGGAGGUCAACGCCAUCAGUGAGAACACGGAGACCCUCCACCUGAGCCCACACAUCACAACAGAGUACGUGGGCCAGAGCUCGGAGAAGAAGCCAGAAGUGUGUGAGCGCUCCUGUGAAGAGCUGGGCCACAUGAUCAACGAGCUCUCGGGGCUGCACGUGAUCGUGAACCAGCUGCACGAGAACCUGAAGAAAGUGUCGAAUGACAACCAGUUCCUCUGGGAGCUUGUCGGUGGCCCCCCUAAGACCAGGAAUGUGACCGCGUGCUGGCAGGAUGGCAGGUUCUUUGCGGACAACGAGACCUGGGUGGUGGACAGCUGCACCACCUGCACGUGCAAGAAAUUUAAAACUGUUUGCCAUCAAAUCACGUGCCCACCAGUGACGUGUGCGAACCCAUCCUUCCUGGAAGGUGAAUGCUGCCCUUCCUGCUUCCACCCCACGGACAGCGACGAGGGCUGGUCUCCUUGGGCAGAGUGGACUGAAUGCUCUGUUACCUGCGGCUCUGGGACCCAGCAGAGAGGAAGGUCGUGUGAUGUCACCAGCAACACCUGCCUGGGGCCCUCCAUCCAGACCAGGCUGUGCAGCCUGGGCAAGUGUGACAACCGCAUCCGGCAAAAUGGCGGCUGGAGCCACUGGUCCCCCUGGUCCUCCUGCUCCACCACCUGUGGGAUCGGCAACAUCACACGCAUCCGGCUCUGCAACUCCCCGGUCCCGCAGAUGGGCGGCAAGAGCUGCAAGGGGAGCGGCCGGGAGACGAAGAUGUGCCAGGGUCCCCCCUGCCCCAUUGAUGGCCGGUGGAGCCCCUGGUCCCCGUGGUCAGCCUGCACGGUCACAUGUGCCGGCGGCAUCCGAGAGCGCACGAGAGUCUGCAACAGCCCAGAGCCCCAGCACGGAGGGAAGGCCUGUGCCGGCGACACCAAGGAGCAGCACAUGUGCAACCGGAAGAGCUGCCCUGUCGACGGGUGUCUGUCCAACCCCUGCUUCCCGGGAGCGGAGUGCAGCAGCUUCCCCGACGGCUCCUGGUCCUGUGGGCCCUGUCCGGUCGGCUUCCUGGGCAAUGGCACCCACUGCGAAGACUUAGAUGAGUGUGCUGUUAUCACGGACAUCUGCUUCACAACAAACAAGGCUUCCCGCUGUGUGAACACCAACCCCGGCUUCCACUGCCUGCCCUGUCCCCCACGCUACAAGGGAAGCCAGCCGUUCGGGGUUGGCCUGGAGUCGGCCAGGACAGAGAAGCAGGUUUGUGAACCCGAGAACCCGUGCAAAGACAAGACGCACCACUGCCACAGGAACGCCGAGUGCAUCUCCCUGGGCCACUUCAGUGACCCCAUGUACAAGUGCGAGUGUCAGACGGGCUACGCCGGGGACGGCCUCAUCUGCGGGGAGGACUCGGACCUGGAUGGCUGGCCCAACAAGAACCUGGUCUGCGCCACCAAUGCCACUUACCAUUGCAUCAAGGAUAACUGCCCCCAUCUGCCUAAUUCUGGGCAAGAAGAUUUUGACAAGGAUGGAAUUGGGGACGCUUGUGAUGAGGAUGAUGACAACGAUGGUGUGAGCGAUGAAAAGGACAAUUGCCAGCUUCUAUUCAACCCCCGCCAGCUCGACUAUGACAAAGAUGAGGUUGGGGACCGCUGUGACAACUGCCCGUAUGUGCACAACCCGGCGCAGAUCGACACAGACAACAAUGGCGAGGGAGACGCCUGCUCCGUGGAUAUCGACGGGGACGAUGUCUUCAAUGAGAGAGACAAUUGUCCCUACGUCUACAACACUGACCAGAGGGAUACCGAUGGUGACGGGGUGGGAGAUCACUGUGACAACUGUCCCCUCAUGCACAAUCCUGACCAGACCGACAUGGACAAUGACCUUGUUGGGGACCAGUGUGACAACAACGAGGACAUCGAUGAGGACGGCCACCAGAACAACCAAGACAACUGCCCCUACAUCUCCAACGCCAACCAGGCCGACCACGACAGUGAUGGCCAGGGUGACGCGUGUGACUCGGACGAUGACAACGACGGCAUCCCCGAUGACAGGGACAACUGCAGGCUCGUCUUCAACCCAGACCAGGAGGACUCAGACGGUGAUGGACGGGGUGAUGCUUGUAAAGACGACUUCGACAAUGACAGUGUCCCAGACAUUGAUGACGUGUGUCCUGAAAACAAUGCCAUCAGCGAGACCGACUUCAGGAACUUCCAGAUGGUCCACCUGGACCCCAAGGGCACUACUCAGAUCGACCCCAACUGGGUGAUCCGUCACCAAGGCAAGGAGCUGGUUCAGACGGCGAACUCUGACCCUGGCAUUGCCGUAGGUUUCGAUGAAUUUGGAUCUGUUGACUUCAGUGGCACGUUCUAUGUCAAUACCGACCGGGAUGAUGAUUACGCCGGCUUUGUCUUCGGCUAUCAGUCCAGCAGCAGGUUCUAUGUGGUGAUGUGGAAGCAGGUCACUCAGACUUACUGGGAGGACAAGCCCACGAGGGCGUACGGCUACUCAGGGGUGUCCCUCAAAGUGGUCAACUCUACGACGGGCACGGGCGAGCAGCUGCGGAAUGCACUGUGGCACACGGGGAACACAGAAGGCCAGGUGCGGACAUUAUGGCAUGACCCCAAAAAUAUUGGCUGGAAAGAUUACACAGCCUACAGGUGGCAUCUUAUUCACAGACCCAAGACGGGUUACAUAAGAGUGUUAGUGCAUGAAGGAAAGCAGGUCAUGGCCGACUCAGGGCCGAUCUAUGACCAAACGUACGCUGGAGGGCGGCUGGGUCUGUUUGUCUUCUCUCAAGAGAUGGUGUAUUUCUCGGACCUCAGAUAUGAAUGCAGAGUGACCAACUAG